AUUAACAGCUAUAAAGUGAGGCCAGAGUUUGAACACUCCUAUCAGAAUUCUUUUUUAUCUCGUUCCGAAAGCGAAAAUAGAUUAUUCAGAAUAUUGCCAGCUUGAGCUUGAAUAUUGCUUUGAUUCGAAGAAAAAGAAGGCGUUUGUUCUGGAAAAGUACUUAACUAAUAUUGCCUGUGCCAGACAGCUAGGGCAGAUUCGAAGAAUGAAAAUAUAUUUUCGGAAGGAUUCUCUUUGAACAUUGACUGUGCUAAUGUCUGGUAUUUCCUCGGAUUGUUCAGAUUCAUAAAAAAAAAAGACGGAUUUCUGGAGAAAUAUUUUUAUACACUGAUUAUAUCAGUAACAUAUCAAUUGAGGAAAAGUUAGGAGAACAUUAAUCUGCAUGAACAUAGUGACCCUUCAAAUUACUUCGAUUUUAAGACUCGGAAAAGAAAGAUGCAUCUUUUGAAAGGUUCUCACAAUGGUUGAAACAUUGUUAAGGUGAAAGGUUCACGCAUUGCCAAUAACUGUUGUUUAGCAUUUUCAGACAGACUAUUGUUGACAUCGUCUUUCACGUCAAGUUCUGGCUAAACUAGGGAUAUAUCAGAGGAAGAAAAAUUCACACCGUAUUUUUACAUAUGAAUGUAAGUGAACCUUCGUUUGGAUCUAUUCCGAAUGACAGAAAGAAGACAUAUUUAGAAAAGUAAUCAAUAAAACUCUGGCAGGGCCAAUGACUGUUCUUCAGAAUAUUCAUAUUUAGAGAAUGAGGAAUAAUCUCUAAGCUCUGCCAAUCUUGAGGAAGAAAAAUAGAAGAAUAAAGACCGAAAAGUAUCUUGCUAACAUGAACUUGGAUAAAUUAUUUUGGUUCCAUUCAAACUCGAAACCGAAGGACGUAUUUCACGAAAAAUUCUCAACGAUCACAAGCAAUGUCAGUUAUAGUUAUUCAAAAUAUGAAGACUUAUCUCAGGAAGAAUACACUUCAAACAACGAAACGGAAGAUGACAAGUAUGCGAUAUUUCAAUUCUAUAAAAUACUUUCAAUGAAAUUGUUAAAAACAUUCUCCAUCAGAUACGUUGAUGUAACGGUGUCCGUAAGACGUCUUAUCAGUAAUUUGAGUCAAGUAUCGUAUGGAGUACUACCUUCAACAAGAGAUUAUAAAGACAAAAGUUAUUGUAUUGGAUAUUUGCAUCGCUAUGCAGCUUGUCAUGCAGCUUUAGUAUUUGAUGCUGUAUCGGACAUCCUUGAUCCAUCAUCAUCUUCUGAUGUUUUAUCAGCCAAAUUACAGAAAAAGAGCCUGAAUGUAAUGUUUUUAGGAGCCGGUCCCGGUAAUGACUUUGUGGGAUUUUUGAUUGCGUUGCUUGGUCAUCAUUACCACCUGUUUGAUUUGGAUGUCACCGUUGUGGACAAGAUAUCUGGUUGGGAAGCCAUAUUCAACGAAACUCUAGAAAGUUUGAAGCGAGGUGAUUGUGGAAAAGCUAGUUCCAUCUUUGAUGAAGUAAAUGUUACUACAACUUUCAUAUCGGCUGACCUGAAAGAUUCCGAUGAAUGGGAUGAAAAUAUGCGAACUAAAUUAGCAACUGCUGAUGUCGUGUUCUUCGUUAAAACUUUAUCCCACAUUCCUGAUGAUGAUAAGUUACUUAUUUUACAGAAUGUUGUCAGCUUCAUGAAAUUGGAUUCCCAUCUUAUUUAUAUCGAUUAUCCCUAUCCGUACGCAGUUUUUGCGUCACUGAGGAAUCAGUUGAGAAUUGUAUACCAGGCUUGGGAAAUGAGGUAUCUUUUGGGCCAUAAAGACAAUGCCUUCGGUUGCAGCAAUAUUGAUUCAUGUGGAGCUGUUGUAAAAAUAUUUGAAAGAUACGAGAAUGGUUAUUCCGAUCUUUAUUUUUGAAUUUGAGUGAAAGAUUAAAUAUAAGAAAACAAAUUUACAAAAAAAAAGUUAAUUGGCUUCAAAUAAACGAAGAAUAAUAUCAAUAAUACUAUCAUUUAUGGUAAUCAUGUGUGAAUUUUUUGCUUUAUAUUCAUUGGAAGAUAUCCUUGUAACAUUGUCAUAAAUACUAUAGUACUUUUUGAUAGAAUUUAUUCAAAUGGACUUAUGCAUCGAAUAAUAAUUUUAAAUUUCUAAAUUGAAAUCAAUAUUUAUAGGUUUUAUUAUACAAAAAUGAUAUAAAAAAUACCCAUAGCUCAAGUCUUAAAGGAAGAUUUAAGCACUUACAAGUCAAUCAAAACAAGAACAUAUAUCGAAAGAUUACAUCAGUUAAUCAGACAAUAAAGAAAACUAAACUGCCAAACGAUAAAAUACUCACAUUUUUUUGCAGUAAUUUUAAAUCUUUUAAUUAAACAGAGAUGGAGCUACACAUUCUUGUAAUGAAAUAUGGCAACAAUCUAAUGAGAUAAUAGAAAAAACUGAACGAUCCAAGAGAACCAAAGAUACUCAGUUUUUCCCAUAGAAAUUGCUUAUAAAUGCAAACUUAUUUGAUUGAUAUAAAACAAAAACUAAAUAAAUAGCGGAAUAGAUAAUGAUUGUCAUUCUUAUAAAAAAAUUAUGACAGUUUUUGUAUAUUGGGUAUAUUUUUCGUAAAAUAUACCCAAAUUUUGAUAUGAAAACACAUUUAUAUAUUUUAUACUGGGAAUAUGUAUCAUGUUAUCGUAUUAUGAAUAUUAAUAAAUUUAUUUUUAAUCAAUCAAACCAUUUUUAUUUUAAAUAAAAUUUAUUUUACUAAAAAUUAUACAAUUUAAAAAAAAAAACUUUUUUCGAGUUUUAAAAUCAAACCUUUUCAGACUUUUAAUAUAAAAUGGGUUAAAAUUAACGAGAUGGACUUAGAAUCCAUAUGAAUUGCCCACUUUAAUUAACCAAAUUUGCAUUAUAUUUUACUAUAAAAAUAAUUGAGAACAUCCAAAUAAAAUUUUCCAGUUCACCGAAGUUAAAAGCCGAAAAAAUAUGCGGAUAGUAUUUGAUUAAGAUU
This is a messenger RNA of Argiope bruennichi, 2939 nucleotides long. RefSeq lists its product as uncharacterized. Bases 821 to 1864 code for a protein of 347 amino acids. NCBI's taxonomy places the organism in Eukaryota, Metazoa, Arthropoda, Arachnida, Araneae, Araneidae. The record is from RefSeq and is a predicted model, not a curated record. The transcript is spliced from 2 exons.